AUGGUAGUGAUCGCCGUUUCCAUAAUCACUCGACAGGGAAAGCCAUUGCUUUCCAGGCAAUUCAGAGAUAUAAGUAAAGAUCGUGUGACUGAGCUUCUCUCGAACUUUCAAGGACUGGUAGUUAGCUCUUCUUCACAACAUACAUUUGUCGAAGAUGAGCAUGUUCGUUAUGUGUAUAAGCCGUUUGACGAUUACUACAUUAUUCUGAUUACGAAUCGGCAGUCAAACAUCAUACAGGAUCUGGAUACCUUAAAGCUUUUCGCACAAAGCAUGAAUUCGUAUUUGAGCAGCUUUGAUGAACACGAAAUCUUUGAGAAUGCAUUCGAAAUUCUGGGCUCUUUCGAUGAAGUCAUUACUAUGGGCUACAAAGAAAACCUCUCGAUGUCGCAAAUCAACACGUACCUGUCUAUGGAAUCCCACGAGGAGAAGAUCCAAGAAAUCAUUGAGCGUAACAAGGAAUUUGAAGCUGCGGAGGAGAGGAAACGCAGAGCCAAGGAGAUCUCCAGACGGGAGCAGGAACGCAAAAUGGGUAUACCUUCCACAAGCGGCAUGGAAGGCAUGCGCUUCCAGUCUUCAAACGAUCCAAACCUUUCGAACGCAUACAGUAGUUAUUACAGCCAAGCCUCCGCUGCGGCCCAGCAAUCGUACUAUCAGACACAACAGAAGACUCCAGCAACUGAAGUACCCACCAGCUUACCCGUUGAGAGCGCAUCGGGAGGAAGGGGACUGAAACUCGGUGGUGGCAGGAAGAGCAGCCUAGGGACAAGUGCCGCUCACUUGCAACAAUCAGCCAGACAGAGCACAACCCCUACCGCCUCCUUCGCGUUGCAGGUAGAAGAGCCUGAGAAACCUGAGAAUAAUGGUAUUCUGGUUUCAGUAAAAGAAGUUGUCAGUGCACAAAUUUCACGCGAGGGUAACGUGGAGAGCUCGGAACUGAAGGGUAGUUUGGAGCUGCGCAUUAACAAUUCAGAAUUGGCGCAUGCCAAAAUCAGCUUGCAUCCAAAAAUCGAUGCCAAAGAUAAGUCAUUCCAGUUCAAGACACAUCCUAAUAUAGACAAGAAUUUAUUCUUGACAUCUGGAAUUAUAGGAUUGCGCGAUUCAACGAAAGCAUUCCCAUCCAAUGAUCAGAGUCUAGCAGUACUAAGGUGGCGCAAGGUCGGAAUUGCAGACGACUCGGCUUUGGCACCAUUGCAGAUUUGUUCGUGGGUUUCCCCGUCUGCUUCUGACAAAGGCUUGUUUGAUGUCACCUUCGAACUAGAAAUGGCAGAGACCUACCAAGAGAGUCUCAACGACGUUCGUUUCGCACUUCCCAUUUUCACUGAGAAUGUUCGCAUAAAUGAUGAAUUCAACGACCUAGGCGCUGUCAUUGAGAGCAUUGACGACGAAAACGGAAUUAUAGUCAAAAUCGACACAAUUGAAGCUGGAACCACUGCUGCUGUUUCACUCACACUUGAAGCUGACUACGAAGACUCUCUGUUCCCGGUCUCCGUGGUUUUUAGCAACCAUGGAGCCCAAAAUUCAUUCACAGGCGUGAGCGUUAGUAAAGUAACAAGUUCUACAGCGGAAAGUGACGAGCACCUACCAUUCGACACCGUCACUAGUCUAAGAUCCGAGGAUUAUUCUGUGGUUUAA
Messenger RNA from Lachancea meyersii CBS 8951, 1632 nucleotides. NCBI's taxonomy places the organism in Eukaryota, Fungi, Ascomycota, Saccharomycetes, Saccharomycetales, Saccharomycetaceae. The record is from the annotation of a GenBank genome assembly.